AUGCGGUGCUCUCUCUUCCGAGGCGCUACCACCGCGUCAAGAAAUCUGGGGCUCUCCCGAAGAAGUUUGCUAUCCGGCACUCGCCCGCUCCGUCCCUUCAAGGUGGAGCGCCACCCUGGCUGGGACACGGCGCCAUUCCUCUUGUCUUGUGCGGAUUGCGAGCCGCUGCAGCUGCAGGAGUUGCUCUCAAUGGCGGAAGCGGAGUCCGAGGCGCACGCGGUCAAAAGCUUGGAUUUGUGGGAGAAUCUGAAUCUCGGGUACACGUAUCAGCAAGGGCUGCCUUUAUUGCGAGAGGAGAUUCUGGGAUCGGAGUUCUUGACAGACGGCGGCUCAGAACCUGCGGCCAGGGGCUCGAUGUCACCCGACGAUAUCACCGUGGCCGCCCCGGCUGAGGGCAUUUGGCUCGCCAUGACAGCGCUUUUUGAAUAUUUCCAGUUGACGAACAACGGUGCUGCAAAUCCUGCGAUACAUGUAAUCGCCACAGCUCCAUCGUAUCAAUCUCUAACGGAAAUGGCGUAUGCAUUGAGGCCUAUUUGCAAACUUUCUUUAUGGAAGCCCGAGAAGAGUAGCUUGGAUAAUGAGCCGAGAUUUUCAGUAGACGAGCUGGAGAGACUGCUUGCUGGCACCAGUCCUGAACGAGAGGAUGGAAGUCCAGAGUCUACGACUUGCUCAACCGCAGCCUUCCAGCUCCUCGUCAUGAACUUCCCCCACAACCCCACAGGCGCCCUUCUGUCUAGAGCCGACCUCGACAGGGUCAUAAGCAUGUGCCGGGAGCACAGAGCCUUCAUCUCGGGUGCUGCCAGACGUGGCCCUGGAGCACGGGCUGCCGCUGGGCCCCGGCGCGGGGCCCCCGGCAGGGGCCCGGAGCGCGCCGGCCGGCGGCCCAUUCGACGAGGCGGCGUGGCGUGCCCGGCGUCUGCCCGCCGCGGCCGCCGUGUACGAGAGGGGGAUCUCCCUCGGAGGGCGAUUCAGAAGCGCGUCCACGAGCUGAAGGAUUACACCACGAUCUGUCCGAGCGCGCCCUCAGAGGUCUUGGCAUUGAUGGGAUUGCGAGCCGGAGGGAAGAUCGCCGGGCGGAACCUGGGCAUCAUCGGAAACAACUUGGAGACAAUGGAAAGGUGCUUCGGCGGUGGCUCCUCGACGGGAAAGUUCGUGUGGGCAAGACCGACAGCGGGGAGUUUUGCCUUCCCGAGACUCGUGGGAUCCAGCUCUGGCUCAGACGGCGACUCGGCAGCCGCGUCCGACACAGACAGGUACUGUGCCGACCUGGAGCGAAACCACGGAAUCAUGUUGCUUCCAAGCAGCUAUUUUGAUGAAGAUGUACGGGACAGGUUUCGUAUCACAUUUGGGAGGAAGGACACGGCCGACAUACUGGAGAAACAUUGGGCCUUGUUUUAG
Molecule: messenger RNA, 1398 nt
Organism: Prorocentrum cordatum
Lineage: Eukaryota; Dinophyceae; Prorocentrales; Prorocentraceae
Source: the annotation of a GenBank genome assembly